Molecule: messenger RNA, 1521 nt
Organism: Stylonychia lemnae
Lineage: Eukaryota; Ciliophora; Spirotrichea; Sporadotrichida; Oxytrichidae
Source: the annotation of a GenBank genome assembly
AUGAAUCAAGUAUUUAAGUUGUUCAUUUUCCCUCUGGCUAUCAUAGCUUGUAUUGGAGGAGGUUCAAUCUACACCGAGUUAAACAACAUAUUCUUAUAUCAAUCUAAGUAUUCAAUUGAUCCAAAAACUAUGAACUGGUUCUAUUUCGCAGUAACUGCCUCAAAUUUAUUCGGUAUAGUCCCAUCUAGGCUAUAUAGUGCCUUUGGACCUAAGAAAACAAUCCUGAUCGGUGGUAUCCUCCUAACAAUUGCCCAUGUAACUGCUGCAUUGAUAAUUGACGCUAAUUUGAGUAAGAAUGCUGCUACUGCAUUACUCUUCACCAUUGGUAUCCUUGGAGGAUAAGGAGCAUGCAUAAUCUUCCUCUCUUCCUUAGGUGCUAUGCACAAGCUUCACUCAACUGUCUGCUCAUGCUUGAUUAAUGGAAUUCUUUUGGCUUACUUGUUAGGUAGCGAUACUUUCCACGCUGUCUUGAAAUAUGGAGUAUUCCCAGAUCUUAGCUAUAAGCAAUUUUUAUUAGUUAUUGCUGGUUUUGGAGCUCUUGCUUACGUUGCCUGUGCUAUUCUCUUCCAGAAAAAGAAGCAGAAGGAGCAAGGUACCAAGUCUAUUACUAAAGGUAUUGCACUCAAGAAGUCAGUUCUACUAUAUGCCUUGAUUCAAGCCCUUUAUUUGACCCUCGUCACUCUCCUUUCAGUCACUAACCAACUUGAUAGUUAUUGGGGAUCUAGACUUUUGGUCUUCGUACUUGCUAUUAACAUCUUCAUUCCAGGCAUUGCUCUAUUGUUAAUGAAAAAUACCUCAUUUAAGGGAAUGAGCCCAUCAGAGACCGAUAGAUUCCUUUCCCAAAGAGGUAAAAACUGCAAUUUUAAGGAUGCUAGAACUAAAUCUGAAUUCUGGCUUUUCUCAAUCAGUUUCGGUAUUCUUGCUGGAGUCUCAAUCAUGGUCGAUGAGAAUCAAAGUGAUAUUUCACUUAACAACGUCCAAAGAAGUUAGUACAACAGAAAGACCUACGCACUUUUCGAAGUGCUCGGAGCCUUCUCCUCAGGACUUUUCCUUUCAUUCUUCAGAAUUUACGUUUCAACCUAUGGACUCUUUAUGUUUAACUGCUUCCUCUUGGUUGUCUCUCAAUUCUUGUUAUUCUUCAUUGAUCUCAGCAGCAUGGCACUCUUUGUCUCUGUCGUCAUUGCUGGCUUCGUCAACGGUUCAUCAUUUAUGAUUGCUGGGCAAAUCGCUAUUGAAGACUAUGGGGCUAAACAUUUCAGCAAGAUGCUCGGUAUCUUCUUUACAGCUGCUGGUGUCGGUAUGCUUCUCUUCGAUGAGUUAAUGUUCUCUUAUAUGUAUUACUGGUUCAACCUUCAAGACGAAUCACAAGGCAGAAACUACUAUGGAAGAUGGAACAAAUACAUUUUCUUGAUUACUAUCUUAUCAAGUGGUUUGGCUUUCGUCAUGUCAAUUGCUGCCUUUGCUAAAACUAGAAAGACUGAUGGCAACAAAGAUAAGAUUUCAGAUUUUGUCAACUUCUGA